Molecule: messenger RNA, 4150 nt
Organism: Numida meleagris (helmeted guineafowl)
Lineage: Eukaryota; Metazoa; Chordata; Aves; Galliformes; Numididae
Product: macrophage mannose receptor 1-like
Molecular function (GO): signaling receptor activity
Source: RefSeq, a predicted model, not a curated record
UCAGAAUGUCACGUGACAGGAUAUGUCCUUACUCACAGUACAUCAGCACUUUGACAGGGAGAAGGAUCUGUCACUAUCCUCACUCAGAAGGAUUUUACACAGUACUUUUGGUAGAGGAAUGGAAGGAAAAUAAAAUUUGCAAUGACUCUUGCCAGAUUCCUGGUUUUCCUUUGCCUUGUGCGUGGUACAUUGCAGUCACUGGAUGAUACAGAGAGAUUUUGGACAGAAGAUGUUUCAACUGGUGUUUGCUAUCAAAUAAACUCAGAAUCAGCUCAAACAUGGCAUCAAGCAAGGAAAAGCUGUAAGGAGCAAAAUGCAGAACUAUUAAGCAUCACAGAGAUACAUGAGCAAGCAUAUGUAGGAGAGCUAAUUAAAAAAUUCAGUUUUCCAUUCUGGAUUGGAUUGAACACUUUGAAUUUCAACAACGGAUGGCAAUGGGCUGGGGGCAGUCCUUUCAGAUAUUUAAACUGGGCUCCAGGAAGUCCUUUCCCAGCUCCUGGGAAAAUCUGUGGCACAAUGAAUCCCAGACAGGAUGUUAAAUGGGAAAACCAAGCAUGCAACCAGAGAUUUGGCUACAUCUGUAAAAAGAGAAAAAUCGAUUCAAAAUUUGACAAUAUAACCAAAGAGGAAAUGAGACCUAUUAAAUGCACAGAAGGUUGGUGGCCAUAUGCAGGCCGCUGCUACAGCAUUCAGAGAGAAUCCAAAGCGUGGAAGGAUGCUCUGACUUCAUGUGAGAGGCAGGAUGGAGACUUGGCGAGUGUCCACAGUAUUGCUGAGUACAGCUUUCUAGUGUCACAGCUUGGUUACAAGCCAACAGAAGAGCUAUGGCUGGGCCUAAAUGACCUAAAGGCUCAUUUCUACUUUGAGUGGAGCGAUGGGACCCCUGUGACAUUCACCACAUGGCAGCACAGGCAUCCCACCUACAGGAAUGGUCUAGAGGACUGCGUUGUUAUGAAGGGUCAGGAUGGGUACUGGGCAACUGACGUUUGUGAUAAGCAACUUGGUUACAUCUGUAAAAAGAAGCCUUCAUCGCAGUCUCCUGAAGAAAAGAUCAAGGACCCAGGCUGCCAGGAAGGUUGGAAAAGAUAUGGUUUUCACUGUUAUUUGGUGGGUUCUGCACUUGUAACAUUCUCAGAUGCAAAUAAGACAUGUGAACAAGGCAAAGCUUAUCUAGCUACAGUGGAAACCAGGAAUGAGCAGGCGUUCCUGAUUAGUCUGACUGGGCUGAGAUCUGAAAAGUAUUUCUGGCUCGGUCUCUCUGACAAAGAAGAACAAGGGAUGUUCAGGUGGACCAGUGGUGAAACUCCUUCCUUCACACACUGGAACUCAGCAAUGCCAGGAAAAGAGCAAGGCUGUGUCGCCAUGGGAACUGGAGCUGAUGCUGGAUUAUGGGAUGUCAUUAGCUGCCAGGAGACAGUAAAUUUCCUUUGCAAGCAGUGGGCACUGGAAACACCACCGCCAGCUCCUUCUGCCCAGGUCCCUGCAGCCACCUGUGCCCAGGGCUGGGACGGAGCCCUGCAGGCAGACUCCUGCUUCAAGUUCUUUGUGAGGGACAGAAACCUAAAGAAGAAUUGGUUUGAAGCUGAAGAAUUCUGUAGAGAAAUGGGAGGAAAUUUGGUCACAAUCAAUUCAAGAGAAGAUCAAGUUUUAAUAUGGCAGUUAGCAUUGGAAAAAGGACUGCAAACUCAGGGUUUCUGGAUGGGUUUGUUUCUCUUAAAUCCUGAUGAUGGUUUUUCCUGGAUUGACGGUUCUCCUGUAAUUUAUCAGAACUGGGAUGAAGAUGAACCUAACAAUGAUAAAGGAAUUGAACAUUGUGCUGUGUUCCAGCUGCGCUGGAAUGACUUUUACUGUGAACAUUUGCUUAAUUGGAUUUGUGAAACUAAGAAAGGUACACUGCUAAAACCUGAACCAAACAACAAACAUGAAUAUCAAGCUAUACAAAGUGCUGAUGGGUGGAUUACAUACGAAGAUAAGCAGUACUAUUAGCGAGAACGUGUCCCUAUGGAAGAAGCAUGGAGAAUUUGCCAGAGGAACUUUGCAGAUCUCGUUGUCAUUGAGAAUGAAAAUGAAAGAAAAUUUAUAUGGAAAUAUAUUAACAGAGAACUGAGUGGUAUGUUUCUCCAAGAGAAAUCAUAUUUUAUUGGCUUAUUUGUCAGUUCUGAUCAGAAACUCAGCUGGCUGGGUAAGACCCCAGUGAACUAUGUUGCCUGGGCUCCAGGUGAACCCAGUUUUGCAAAUAAUGAUGAAAACUGUGUGGUAAUGAGAAACGAUUUUGUGACUGCAUUUCUUUUAUUUGCUGGCUUUUGGAAACAUAUAAACUGUGGUUUGAAAAAUAAGUUCAUCUGUGAAAGGCACAAUUCCACUUACUCAGGAUUUGCUCCUACUGUACUUCUACCUCUGGGAGGAUGUCCUGAAACGUGGAUUUUGUUUCAAAAUAAGUGUUAUAAAAUAGUUGGGUCCAGAGAAGAAGAGAGACUGACUUGGUACUCCGCAAGAAGUGCUCGUAUAGAACUAGGCGGAAGUUUGGCCUCUAUACACGAUGCUCAAGUGCAAGCAUUCCUCACUUUCCAUCUAAAGGAUGUCGCCGAUGAGACUUGGAUAGGAUUAAAUGACAUUAAUUCUGACCAUUCAUACGUUUGGACAGAUGGGAGCCCUUUUGAUUAUUCAUGCUGGGCAAUAGGAUUCCCUUGGGAAUUGGACAAAUACAUUAGAUUAGACUGGAAGUACGAGACACUACAGGCUGACUGUAUUGCAAUGAUGAUAAGAUCUGUAAAUGAAGCAGGACAGUGGGAAAACACAGACUGCUGUCACAACAAAAGCUAUAUUUGCCAGAUAGACAGCAAUAAGUUCUGUUUUUCACACUCUUUGUUGGAAGACUGGUACUGGUGGGAGACAUAUCCAAAGAACAGCUACACUGCAGAGUCUGCAGGAAGAGAAACAGGAACUUCUGGAAAAACUAUAUUAAAAAGUAUGUUUCAAUUCCAGAGUUAUGGGUACUACAGAUGGAGCGAUAGAAGGAAAACUGAUUUUUCUAAUUGGCACUAUGAAGAACCAAAAGAGAAAAUAGCAUGUGUCUUCCUAGAGCUCAGUGGGAAAUGGAAAACAGCACCUUGUAAUGAAAAACACUUUCCUGUCUGCAGAAAAUCUGAGGAUAUACUUCCUUCUGAUCCUCCACAGGAUAUUGGAAGAUGUCCUCAGUCAGGUCACAUAGCUUGGAUUCCUUUCUGAAGCCACUGCUAUUAUUUCAAUGCCAAUGAAAUGAGCUGGGCUCAGUCUGUGACUCAAUGUGUUCAGUCAGGUGGAAUGCUGACCUCUGUAAAAGACUUGGCUGAAUCUAACUUCCUAGCAGAACAUGCAGACUUGCACACAAGCAAGACAAGUGGCUUUUGGAUAGGAAUAUACAGAAAUAUAAAAGGGCAGCUGCUCUGGCAAGACAACAGUGCACUGGACUUUGUCAACUGGGGUGAAGCAGAGCCCUUGGAAGAACAGCAUGAGUAUGAGUACUGCGUGCAGCUCUCUGCCUCCUCUGGGUCCUGGAAUAGCAUCCCUUGCUCCUCCAAAAAGGGGUUUAUCUGUAAGACAUGAAAGACUAUUCCUCAAGGAGUUGCAAAUGUGAAAGAUGGCCAAAAGAACAAAGUACAUGAUCAGAGCACUGUUUGGAUACUGCUUAUUCUGGUCCUCAUCAUUUUAGUAGCCACGGGCUUCAUGGUUUAUUUCUUCUUCAAGAUCAAAAUCCAAAGUGAUACUGAACACACAGUUGGGCAGCACAGCAUGCUGCUAGAGUACAGCAGUGCCCUGGCCAGAGGGAACGAUGAAAAUGAUCCUGCCAGCAGCGAAGGAGGAAGUGAACACAGUGCUGUGUAAUGUGAUAACACAGCUAAUCUAUAUGUCCCAGCUUAAAAAGUAAUCUAUCUAGAACUAAUAAAUCUUAGUAAAAAUUACAUGCACCAACAUACAUUAUCAACUAAAGUAGCAAUUAUUCUUUUGGUAUGGGUUAAGCACUAUAGGGGUACGCAUCUGUAAGUGAGAUAUUUGUCCUUCAUUCAUGGCUUCAGCUUAGAUUAGUCAUACUCUUCAACUUUGAAUAUUUUGCAUCAACUAUGAGACUAUAAAGGAUCUGUGUAUCCAUAAAUAAAGGAUCUAUACCUUA